UUUCAGCAGCAACAGUAGCAGCAGCAGCAACCCUCCCAGCCAUGAACACCCUGAUCGUCCUGAGCGCCGUCCUGGCCGUCGCCGUGGCUAAGCCCGGCUACCUCGGCGCCGCCCCCGCCGCAGUCGUCGCCCCCGCCGCGUACGCCGCCCCCGCGGUGGUGGCCGCCCCCGUGCACGCCGGCUACGCCGCCUACGGCCCCGCCCCCGUCGCCGUGCGCUCCGACGGCUACCUGCUGGACACCCCUGCCGUCGCCGCCAACAGAGCCGCCCACCUGACCGCCGUCGCCCAGACUCAGGCCCGUGACGCCGUCAUCAACGGCGCCGCCCUCGCCUACGCCGCCCGCGCUUACGCCGCCCCCGCUGUGGCGUACGCCGCCCCCGCCCCUCUAGCCUAUGCUGCCCCCAGUGCUCUCGCUGCCGCCGCCCAUCUCCAGGCUAAGGCUGCUCUCCUGGGCUGA
Molecule: messenger RNA, 458 nt
Organism: Schistocerca gregaria
Lineage: Eukaryota; Metazoa; Arthropoda; Insecta; Orthoptera; Acrididae
Product: cuticle protein 16.5-like
Exons: 2
Coding region: 42-458 (138 amino acids)
Source: RefSeq, a predicted model, not a curated record